GACCAGGGCGUCAAGAUUAGUAGAAAUACAUAAUUUGAACAAAUGUUAAUAGUUAUAAAUUUUUUAUUAUUACCACUGUUACUACAAUGGUGUGACGAAAUUAAUGCAGUAUAAAACAUAUAAAAAUAGCUUUCUUUAUACAUGAAAUAUAGUUCCAUUAUAUGCGCCCCCACCAGUGGCUGUCGAACAUGGGAGAAACUCUCUUUUUCCGUGUUUUACCUUAAUGAACAAUAACCCUAAGAAACUUUCGACUUUAAAGGUGUUUGAUGACAAUUAAGUUCUUUAGAAUUAUUGGGGGUCCGAAUAAUACUCAUGGUUAUACAGAUGAUGACCAUCUUGACCGAAAGGUGGAUUAUGGUUUAUGGUAAUAUUUCAACAUUACAUGUAUCGCAUAAUAAAAGAUUCAUCGUGACGCCACGGGCAAUCCCUGUAAAACUAGCGUGCCAUUCAACGUGUUAAAAAUGCUUAGUCCAGAAGUAUGGAACUUUAAACCACCCCAACAUCAUUUUUCUACCGAAAAAAGAAAUUACAAGAAAAGUGAUGUGCCAGAUGUAGUCAAAUUACAUUAUUUUAACCAUUCUAUAUCUUUGAUACUUCCUGAUGCAGCUAGAAUUCCGGAUGAAUUGCGAACUUGUCUUUCGGAAGACAGCGAUUAUUAUCGAGUUAAUGGGCUGAAUGUAUUUGAAUUAAUAAACAAAGAAUUCAUCGAAGCAUUCGUUAAGAAAGGACAGUUGACACUUUUAACAAUAGGAAAUAGAAUAGAUGUAGACAAUUCAGUUGCUGUUACACCAACUGGACAUUUAAUAUUAUCUUUAUUAACAGAAGAUUUUCAAAAGCUUGGUUUAGAAGGCAAAGCUUCCUUUUUUGAUCGUAAAGUGCAGACACGUUAUGUUGUAACUAUUGAUUUAAAGUCUGAAAAUUUUACACCUGGCAAGAAGAAUUAUGAACAUGUUCGAACAUCACUAAAGGAGCGUCUUAAUACAAAAUUUGAUGUUAUUGUGUCAUGGAAUCCACCAGAUGAAAAUUUGUGUCCUUCAUCUGUGGCAGCAUGGUUCCAUAAACACAAAUACAGUGUAUCUCUUUGUCAGCAAACGUUUUUACAAAGAAUUGAAUAUUCUUUACCAAUACCGAUAAUUUCGAAUGAAUUUGAUAAUGACAAAUUUUUUGAAUGGCUUGGAAUUUUUAGUAUUUGUGGUAACUUGAAGAGCAAUAUAGAGAAUGAUUAUGUAAACACAUAUAAAUAUCCAUUACCAGUUAUAAAUGUUGGUCAAGUAUGGUAUUUACAAUGGACUGGUUUCUUCACAACAAAACAAAUUAAAGCUUUCUACAGUAUUGUAGAAGAAUAUGUAUCAAUGAAAAACAGUUUACCUUGGGUUGCUUUACAUGUCCAAGGAUUUUUAGAUAGCCCUGUUAGUUGGGAUUUAAAAGAACAUACAUUUUAUACAGAUGGUGACAAUAGCUACACUAUUGUAUUUAGGCCAGGUGCUCAUUCUAUUAUACGCAAAAGUUUAAGCUCAAAUAAUAAACUAAGGAUCUUUCAAUAAUUGUAAAUUUUAUUGUAAUUGAUGACAAGUAUUUUUUUGUAAGAAGAAAAAUUAAAAUAUAUUAUUGGUAAUCCAUA
Bombus pyrosoma is the source of this 1621-nucleotide messenger RNA. Its product is annotated as ribonuclease P protein subunit p40-like. Gene Ontology annotation, biological process: tRNA 3'-end processing; tRNA 5'-leader removal; endonucleolytic cleavage in ITS1 to separate SSU-rRNA from 5.8S rRNA and LSU-rRNA from tricistronic rRNA transcript (SSU-rRNA, 5.8S rRNA, LSU-rRNA). The record is from RefSeq and is a predicted model, not a curated record. The transcript has 7 exons. Bases 462 to 1544 code for a protein of 360 amino acids. NCBI's taxonomy places the organism in Eukaryota, Metazoa, Arthropoda, Insecta, Hymenoptera, Apidae. Gene Ontology annotation, molecular function: ribonuclease MRP activity; ribonuclease P activity. Gene Ontology annotation, cellular component: multimeric ribonuclease P complex; ribonuclease MRP complex.